CAUUGCAUUCAUUUGUCAUAUGUGUUGCAUUUGAGUUGUUUUUCAUAAUAACAAUGCAUUUGUUGUAUUUGCCAAUUGAUUUAAUAAUAAUUCAGUUGAAGACAAGUCCAUCAUUGGGACGCACGCUUGACAUUUGAAUGGCGAGCUGCCCAGUGAAGGGCUGUUGUUUAACUGACUGUCCAACCAUUACCCUAACCAGCAAUGCAUUGAUUUUAUAAUGUCAAAGAAUGAGGUGUUUGAUGAUCAAGAGUGGUAUUGGGGAGACAUAUCCAGAGAAGAGGCCAAUGAGAAGCUAAAGGACACACCUGAUGGCACUUUUCUUGUAAGGAAUGCCUCCGAUAAAGGUUCCGGUGAUUAUACACUGACAUUAAGGAAGGAUAGCACUAAUAAAUUGAUAAAAAUUUGUCACAAAAAUCAAAUGUUUGGCUUUUCUGAUCCGUUAAGAUUCAAAUCUGUUGUCGAACUAAUCAAUUAUUACCGCAAAGAAUCUCUCAAAGACUAUAACCACACAUUAGAUACCAAAUUAUUAUAUCCGAUCUCAAGGUUUAGCCAAACAGAAUGUGAUGACAUCGAAACAAACGAUAUCUCGAAACUUAAGUUCAAAUUGAAUGAAAUUGUCAAAGAGUUUCAAAAUAAGACGGAAUCAUAUGAUCAAUACAACGAUGACUAUAAUCGGACGGCACAACAGAUACAAAUGCAAAGACAAGCUUUGGAGUCGUUUAAAGUUUGCAUUUCAUUGCUUGAACAGCACAUCGAGAUUAACACCAACCUUCAUGAAGAGUCGUUACAACACGAAAAAGAGUCGAUGAAAGACCACAACUGUAAAUUGAAAUACAAAUUAAAUGCUUUAAUUAAAAGCAGAUCAGAUUUAGACAAAGAAUUGAAAAACUCGACUGCUUUGCAUCGUUUGGUCGAUAGAGAGAUGAAUUCAAUAAAACCAGUGCUCCAGCAAUUGGGUAAACAGAGGACAAUCCUACAAAAAUUAUUAGAUGCCAAUAGUGGCGGAUCUCUGCCUCAUCACAACACUAGUGCCUGGUUUGUUAGAGACUGUAGUCGAGAUGAUGCAGAAAAUUUGCUUAAAGAGCGACGCGACGGCACAUUCCUCAUCAGAAAUAGUCGACAAGAAGGACAGUAUGCACUGUCUAUAGUCAAUGAUAACAAAGUAUGCCAUUGUCUUAUACAUCAUAAGGAACAGGGGUUUGGAUUCGCCGAACCCUUUAAUAUAUAUCCAUCGCUGUUAAGUCUAGUUCUUCAUUACGCUCAGACCUCACUUGAAGAACACAAUGAUUUACUUCACACUACUCUCGCAUAUCCUGUUUUUGCCAACAAUUCUGUAAAUAAUGGAAAGUAAUUCUAGUUUGCUAUCUAUUGUAUUAUUAUUAU
Messenger RNA from Oppia nitens, 1383 nucleotides. Its product is annotated as phosphatidylinositol 3-kinase regulatory subunit alpha-like. Bases 218 to 1351 code for a protein of 377 amino acids. Gene Ontology annotation, molecular function: 1-phosphatidylinositol-3-kinase regulator activity. NCBI's taxonomy places the organism in Eukaryota, Metazoa, Arthropoda, Arachnida, Sarcoptiformes, Oppiidae. Gene Ontology annotation, cellular component: phosphatidylinositol 3-kinase complex. Gene Ontology annotation, biological process: insulin receptor signaling pathway; phosphatidylinositol phosphate biosynthetic process. The record is from RefSeq and is a predicted model, not a curated record. The transcript has 2 exons.